Messenger RNA from Lichtheimia ornata, 1008 nucleotides. RefSeq lists its product as uncharacterized. The transcript has a single exon. Gene Ontology annotation, molecular function: nucleic acid binding; zinc ion binding. NCBI's taxonomy places the organism in Eukaryota, Fungi, Mucoromycota, Mucoromycetes, Mucorales, Lichtheimiaceae. Gene Ontology annotation, cellular component: nucleus; spliceosomal complex. Bases 1 to 1008 code for a protein of 335 amino acids. Gene Ontology annotation, biological process: mitotic DNA replication checkpoint signaling; nuclear DNA replication; mitotic DNA damage checkpoint signaling. The record is from RefSeq and is a predicted model, not a curated record.
AUGCCUCCCAAACCUGAAAUACGUCGACUGCUCAAACAACAACGCUCUGAACGACAAAAGGAGAAACGAGUCGAACAUCCAUUUGCAAAGUACAAUGAGCAGGAUCAGUUGGUAUGCGUCGUCUGCAGCCAAGUAGUGAAAUCAGCAUGGCCGGUCCACUUGACAUCGUCAACACACAAGCAAAGCAUUGCGCGUUUGAAGGCUGUCAAGCAGCAACAGCAACAGCAAUCUUUAAAGAGAUCAGCACCCGAAGAGCCCCCUGUUUCAAGUAGUAAACGGCCACGGCAAGAAGAAGAAGAGGAUGAUGUUAUGGCAGAGGAAGACGAGGAGGAAGAUACCAACAAUCAACUACCUGCAGACUUUUUUGAUAAUGCACCUGGUGAUGCUACAGUGAAUGAGCAUGAGGAUGAGGAGCAGCAGGAAACAUCAGUGCAAGAACAACAACAACAACCAACAACGAAUAAUGAUGACCAGCAUGAAGUUGCCCAUCAAAUGGAACACAACCUCCCACAAGGUUUCUUUGAUAAUCCUGAUGAAGAAGCACGUGCACGUCGAGAAGCUCCUCCUGCAGAACAACUUGAGAACCGAAUUGAACAAGAUUAUGCCGAAUUCCAACAACUCAUGGCAGAUACCGCUAUUGAAGCUGACAAGGCACAAGAUGUGGAGGAUGAGGAACUUUGGCAAGAUCGAGAUGAUGACAUCUUUCGACAGCAGGCUGUAUUGGAUGAACGUGUGGCUAAACUCAAAGCGAUGCGUGAACGUGGUCUUCGCCCUUCAGCUGCCAUGGCCGUGGAUGAUGAUGAGGAGAAUGAACAAGGGACAUCAACAGCAACCGAGACUGUGGCGUACGAUGCUAACGAAAAAGCCAUUCGCGAUCAAAUGAAAACCGGUGUACGGAAGCUAUUGCAAAAAUCAUCCAACAAAGCAGCACAAAGUAUAUUUGAUGACAUGGAUGAGAGUGAUGAGGACGAGGACGAGGAAGAUGAUUGGCGAGCACAGCAAUUGUAA